CGGCGAGGAGAACCGAGGAGAACCGAGCGAGGAGGCCGGGCCGGCGGGAGAGGCCGAGCAGGUCAGCGAGGGAGCACUUUAAGAUCCGGGAUGCCCUACAAGCUGAAGAAAGAGAAGGAGCCUCCAAAAUCUGCUAAAAGCACUACAAAAGCCAGUAGCAGCAGCGGCAGUGGUGGCGGCAGUGGUGGCAGCGGGAAGGAUGGUGGCACAGAGAAUUCAGAAGAGGUCCAGCAGCAGCAGCAGCAACAGCAGCAGCAGCAACAGCAGCAGACCUCAAACAAGCGUCCAAGCAACAGCACCCCUCCGCCAACCCAGUUGAAUAAGAUCAAGUAUUCAGGGGGACCCCAGAUUGUAAAGAAAGAGCGACGACAGAGCUCCUCUCGUUUCAACCUAAGCAAAAACCGGGAGCUUCAAAAGCUCCCUGCACUUAAAGAUGCACCUCCUCAUGAACGCGAAGAACUGUUCAUACAGAAGUUGCGGCAGUGCUGUGUCCUCUUUGACUUUGUCUCUGAUCCACUCAGUGACUUGAAGUUCAAAGAGGUAAAGCGAGCGGGUCUCAAUGAAAUGGUGGAGUACAUCACGCACAACCGGGAUGUAGUCACGGAGGCUAUUUACCCAGAAGCAGUCAUCAUGUUUUCAGUGAAUCUCUUUCGGACGCUUCCCCCAUCAUCCAAUCCUACUGGAGCAGAGUUUGAUCCUGAGGAAGAUGAACCUACGCUAGAAGCUGCUUGGCCACACCUUCAGCUUGUAUACGAAUUCUUUCUGAGGUUCCUGGAGUCACCAGACUUCCAGCCAAAUACAGCCAAGAAAUAUAUUGACCAGAAGUUUGUAUUGUCGCUGCUGGACCUGUUUGAUAGUGAAGAUCCCAGAGAACGGGACUUUCUGAAGACCAUUUUGCAUAGGAUUUAUGGGAAGUUCUUGGGCCUGCGAGCAUAUAUACGGCGGCAGAUCAACAACAUAUUUUACAGGUUUAUCUAUGAAACAGAGCACCAUAAUGGGAUUGCAGAACUGUUAGAGAUUUUAGGGAGUAUUAUCAAUGGAUUUGCUUUGCCCCUGAAAGAAGAGCACAAGAUGUUUCUCAUCCGGGUCUUGCUGCCAUUGCACAAAGUGAAAUCUCUGAGUGUCUAUCACCCUCAGUUGGCAUAUUGUGUUGUGCAGUUCUUGGAGAAAGAUAGCAGCCUGACAGAACCAGUGAUUGUGGGUUUGUUGAAGUUUUGGCCAAAAACACACAGUCCUAAGGAGGUUAUGUUCCUGAAUGAGCUGGAAGAAAUACUGGAUGUCAUUGAGCCCUCUGAGUUUGUGAAGGUUAUGGAACCUCUGUUUAGGCAGCUGGCAAAGUGUGUCUCCAGCCCACACUUCCAGGUGGCAGAGAGGGCGUUGUAUUAUUGGAACAAUGAAUACAUCAUGAGUUUGAUCAGUGACAAUGCCGCCAAAAUACUUCCUAUCAUGUUUCCAGCACUCUACAAGAAUUCCAAGAGUCAUUGGAACAAGACAAUCCAUGGGUUGAUCUAUAAUGCACUGAAGCUGUUCAUGGAAAUGAACCAGAAGUUGUUUGAUGACUGCACACAGCAGUACAAGGCAGAGAAACAAAAAGGGCGAUUCAGGUUGAAGGAACGAGAAGAAAUGUGGCACAAAAUCGAAGAAUUAGCCCGCCAAAAUCCUCAGUACCCCAUGUAUUGCGCUCCCCCACCUUUGCCUCCUGUUUAUUGCAUGGAGACGGAGACCCCCACUGCAGAGGACAUACAACUACUGAAGAAAACGAUGGAAACAGAGGCUGUGCAGGUGCUGAAAGACAUGAAGAAGGAGAAGGUUUUGCUACGCCGGAAAUCGGAGCUUCCUCAGGAUGUCUACACCAUAAAGGCCCUGGAAGCGCACAAGAGAGCGGAAGAAUUUCUCACCUCAAGCCAGGAGGCGCUCUGACGGGCUAGGGAGCCCCUGGAGGGUACACAGAAAUGCACUUUGUUCUAAUGUAUAACUAGGGAAUGAACAUGGUGAGCUGUGCCUGUCCUCCGCUCCAUUCUCAUUCUUUCAGGUUAGAUUUGAUUUUACAUUGUACCUCAUAGCCCACCACACUGUCACUUCCUCCUGCUUUAUCCUCUUAAGGCUGUGUUUUGUGUGCACGUGUGAAGGAGCCUAGCCAAUCCAUGAGAGCAUCAUUCCACACGUGGGGAUCCGCCCAGUUCCUGCUGUGUGCGUGCGCGUUUUUAUCUACUCCAGUCCCAGGACCAAACCAUUGAGAGCUCAACCACUUAUCAGCCAUACGUGACACAACAGUUUCACUAGAGCAUUUCAGCACUUCUUUUACCCCCUUUUACCCCACUGUGCACAACCACGCGAUGUGUGUAACAGAAGCUUUACAUGAAAUUGGCCGAGCAAGUUGAUGCAGGCCAUUUUCUAAGGUUUAAGGCAGGCUUGUUCCUUGGGGACCAGGCUAGAUUUGGGAACAAUGUAUUGCCUGCCUUCCCUCCCCUCCCCACAGAAUGAAUGAAUUCGACUUGUUUCGAUCAAUGUAAAUAAAGGGCAGUCAUUUGCACUGUCCCCUCAAUCUUGUGGUCAGUGACAGCCAUAUGUGGUUCUAGGUGCAUUGGUUUGGGCAGUGCUUUCAGCUCUGUGGUGGUCUUCAUCUUCCUUGAUGCAGAUGAGCAGUACCUUUCUGUAGAUGGUAGCUAAUAAUGCAGCUGCUGAAUGAGCCUUCCUUAAUGGUCUGGUUCUCUCUCUCUCUCAGCUAGAAUUGGUGCAAGUGUGGAUGUCUGAAGCGGACUCUCUUAUUUAUACUAAGCUUCCUUUCAGCUGUGAGUCUUUAAACUCUGAAGAAUGACUGCUUAACAGCAAAACUUAUUAAACACUAUUACAAAUGGAUUUAAGCAUUUUGCAUACUGGGAGCAAGGGAAAAAAACUAGGCCAGGCUUCCACAACCUGGUGUAUUCCCAAUGUUCCCAUCAGUCCUGGCCAGCAUGAUCAGUGAUCAGGGAUGCUGGGAGUUGUAGUUCAGAACUCUGGAGAGGACCAGUUGGGAAUGACUGAUCUAGCCAGCAGUAGUCCUUUGUUACGGGUAAGGUCUUACUGUAGUCAUGUUCAUUUUGGCUGUUUUAAUCAGGGAAUGAGAAGUAACAGAGGCUCCUUUUAGGAAGUACACAUCAGACUGCUUUCCUCGAGCUAGUAAUUGGGAGAGUUGUUUAAUGUGCUGUCAUUGCUCACAGGCUGCAGAUUAAAUUCCUGGACCAUGGAACAUAACUAAAGGGUGUUCAUGUGUAAUCAGUUUCAUACUGACAAGAUCCUUCAGUUUAACUUUGGGAGAUCCUGCCUGUAGAUCCUCCAAUUUAGCUUUGGGAGUCCUGUCUACAGAAGCUCGUCAGUGUCUAGUUCCAAGCUCUUUAUUGCAAGCCUAAAUGCGCUUAUUUGGAAGUAGAUGCCAUUGAAAUUAAUUGAUCAUCAGAGAAAGCAUAAUCUAGGGUCAAACUGUGUGCCUGCAUAACACCCUUGCCCUUGUUCAACCCUUCAUACCACCUAACUCCUUUGUUUAUUUACCUCCCCUACACCCAUUUUAUUUUUUAUUCCUUCUGUACCUUGGGCAAUUGCAGUUCCCUGCAAUCUAAUUUUUUAGUUGCCUUAAGGAUACCCUACUCUUGGUUCACCUGCUCAGUGGUCCUUUUAGCCCUUAGCAGGCUAAUCAGUUACCACUGGGCAGGUGGGAAUUUGUGAGUUAUUCACACAGUGUUGCAUUCUUUGCCUGCAAAUCAUAGUUUACACAGGAAUGUACCUACUCGCUUUAAGCAGUAAGACAUGGCUGAUAAAUGGUUAUUAAUACAGCUAGUCCAUCGAUCUCAAGUUGGACCUACUACAAAACACUGACGUAUGGAAUGUUCCUAUUCAGUAGCCUCUUUAGGGUACUGCAUUCUGUUCCCUUCCCCACCCCAUUUUCUGCCCACCAACCCUAUCAGCAUUAUGUGGAUACUGACCACACCACAUCCUCAUUAGGCUGCUUUUGAGGUCCAACCUUAAAAGGGUUUUUAAACAGAUGUUUUGCGCUUUUGCAUACCCUGUCUUGUCCCUGGAGGGCGCCAUCUGGCUACAUAAGACUGACACUCAGAACCGAAAUUGCUAUUUGUUUACAUCAGGGAUGAGCAGCGUCUGGCCCUCACAAUGCUUUGGCUUAUGACUCCAUCAUCCCUUAUCAUUGACUAUGCUGGCUAGUAAUGGUGGGAAUCAUGGGCCAAAACAUCAGGAAAGCCACAAGCUGCCCAGUCCUGGUGUACACGAUGAUACUAAACCUCCAUCAUCUCCUGCCAAAAUAUUUUAAAUACUUGUUGAUGAAGACACACUGUCUAGUGAAGUGUAACUCAUGUGAUUAACACCCUUUCAAGGCUAGCUAAACCUUUUGCCAUGCACCACUUGAAGCAACAAAUGAGCAAUUAAAAGCACCCAUAAUAUAGAAGGGGGAGUUAUGCUUGCUUUCCACUGUAUGCUUUUCAAUUCAAUGGUAGCAUCAAACAGGUAUCAGGUCUGGAUAACCUGCAUGUUUGACCACUUGUCUUCAAGUGUGGUGUAACUAUUACAGGGAAGAAAUGGACUUGGAAUUUCUCUACACUGAAGUGCAAUUCAUGUUUUCUCUUUGCCCCACCCACCCGCCAAGGCUGGGCUCUGCAAACAAGGAGGACUAUAGGAAAUCUCUCCCCCUUCCAUUCCCACAUGUACGCAACACGGCACUUCUCUGCCUGUCAUAAUUUUGCAGGGGCAGAGCAGGGCUGUUAAUAAGCAACAUGUGCUGUACGGCUUAGAUGUAAAUAUAGCCUCUGUCUAAUCUUUGUUUGGGGUCAGGGAACUUGUGUUUGGUACCUAACAUUAAAGUUUAGUUUGCUGCCAAUUCA
Varanus komodoensis (Komodo dragon) is the source of this 4868-nucleotide messenger RNA. RefSeq names its product protein phosphatase 2 regulatory subunit B'delta (gene PPP2R5D). Gene Ontology annotation, cellular component: protein phosphatase type 2A complex; cytosol; nucleus. Gene Ontology annotation, biological process: protein dephosphorylation; signal transduction. The record is from RefSeq and is a predicted model, not a curated record. Lineage: Eukaryota; Metazoa; Chordata; Lepidosauria; Squamata; Varanidae. The transcript has 16 exons. Bases 91 to 1920 code for a protein of 609 amino acids. Gene Ontology annotation, molecular function: protein phosphatase activator activity.